UGAGGCAGAGGGAACUAAAUAGUGCAGUCACCAAGGAGUGGGCUCCACUCUUCUACACGGCAGUGGUCCAGUGCCACCCAUCACCGGUCCACAGGAAGCCUUUGCCUGCUACACCGCCACCAUGCCUAAAGUCCAGGUGCCAGUUCAACAGAAGACCGAUGACAACAUGAGGGCCUUCGCUGAGAAGGUCUUCGCAUCGGAGACUAAAGAUGAGCAGGUCCGAGAUGAAAUCUCCCUGUUUGAUGUGGCUGAUGACUGUCCCAUCCUGCACCAGGAGAUGGCCCACCACCUGCAUGCUGAUGAUAACACAGAGAAACGCAAGAGGCUCCAGCGCAGCCGGACGGUGGUCGUCCCCACUGCUGCGCCUCAGGCAGCGGCUGCCCCUGUGAUGUCGGUGAAGGUGGACACCCCUACCUAUCUGGAGGUUCCUGACUUCCAGAGAGUGGCCGUCAUUGGAGACUGUGCUGCUGGGGUGACCAUGGAUGACUUUGAGCUGUCGUGUAAGGGUCUGUACCGUGCCCUAACCAUCAGGGAGAAGUACAUGAAACUUGCCUAUCAGCGCUUCCCAAGAACCGCCUCCCAGUUUCUGCGUCAAAUAGAGGGAGAAACAUUUAAAAUUGACGAUGAGGUGCAGCCAGUUUUCAAUGCUCCUCCAAAGGAUGGAGAGGAUCCCUUUGACACCAAACUCCUGCCAAAGGACCUCGGCUAUGUAGCCCGAAUGAAGGACGGUCUUAUGUAUGUGUAUAACGACGCUGCAGCUGCAGACAAGCACCAGCCCAAAGAUCUGCCUCAUCCAGACUACAACACAUUCAUUGAUGAUAUGAACUUCCUCAUUGCUCUGAUUGCACAGGGCCCAACGAAGACCUACACUCAUAGGCGUCUCAAGUUCCUAAUUUCCAAGUUUAAUGUGCAUGAGAUGCUGAAUGAGAUGGAGGAGAUGAAGGAGCUGAAGUUGAACCCCCACAGGGAUUUCUACAACUGCAGGAAGGUGGACACCCACAUCCACGCUGCUGCCUGCAUGAACCAGAAGCAUCUGCUGCGCUUCAUCAAAAAGUCUUACCGCGUCGAUGCCGAUCGAGUCGUGCACCUUCUUAAAGGGAAGGAGGUCACCAUGAGGGAGCUGUUUGAGAGCCUCAACCUUCAUCCCUAUGACCUUACUGUGGACUCUUUGGAUGUGCACGCUGGGAGACAAACAUUCCAGCGUUUUGACAAGUUCAAUGCUAAAUACAACCCUGUUGGAGCCAGUGAGCUGCGGGAUCUCUACCUGAAGACAGAGAAUCACAUCAGCGGAGAAUAUUUUGCAACCAUUAUUAAGGAGGUAGCCAGUGACCUGGAGGAUGCCAAGUACCAGUAUGCUGAGCCCCGUCUGUCUAUCUACGGCUGCAAUCCAAACGAGUGGGGAAAACUCUCUAGUUGGUUUGUAAAGCACAGAGUCUUCUCUCCCAAUCUCAAAUGGAUGAUUCAAGUUCCCAGAAUCUAUGACAUCUUCAGAGGCAGGAACUUUGUACCACACUUUGGGAAGAUGCUGGAGAACAUUUUCCUGCCCAUCUUUCAGGCCACAAUUGACCCACAGUCCAACCCAGAACUCAGCAUCUUCCUCAAGCAUGUGACAGGAUUUGACAGUGUGGACGAUGAGUCCAAACACAGUGGACACAUGUUUUCUACAAAAAGUCCAAAGCCAGAAGAGUGGGACAUUGUCAAGAAUCCCUCCUACACUUAUUAUAUCUAUUACAUGUACGCCAACAUUGCUGUUCUUAACCAGCUGCGUAGACAAAGAGGAAUGAACACAUUCACAUUCAGACCUCACUGCGGUGAAGCCGGGGCCAUCACCCACUUACUGGCGGCUUUCAUGACUGCUGACAACAUCUCUCAUGGUCUUAACCUCAAGAAGAGUCCCGUUCUUCAGUACCUGUACUUCCUGACCCAGAUCCCGAUCGCAAUGUCCCCUCUUAGCAACAACAGCCUGUUCCUGGAGUACGCUAAGAACCCCCUGCUGGAGUUUCACAAGAAGGGCUUAAUGGUGUCCCUGUCCACUGACGACCCCAUGCAGUUCCACUACACCAAGGAACCCCUAAUGGAGGAGUACGCCAUUGCAGCUCAGGUCUUCAAACUAAGUACUUGCGACAUGUGUGAGAUCGCCAGGAACAGUGUAAUCCAGAGUGGAUUGUCUCAUGAGGAAAAGGUUCACUUCUUGGGCUCAGAUUACCUGAAAGAAGGCCCAGAGGGAAACGACAUCCGUAAG
Cyprinodon variegatus (sheepshead minnow) is the source of this 2242-nucleotide messenger RNA. It is a transcript of the gene ampd1, whose product is annotated as adenosine monophosphate deaminase 1. The transcript is spliced from 16 exons. Gene Ontology annotation, cellular component: cytosol. Gene Ontology annotation, molecular function: AMP deaminase activity. Gene Ontology annotation, biological process: IMP salvage; AMP metabolic process. The annotation marks the transcript as partial. Lineage: Eukaryota; Metazoa; Chordata; Actinopteri; Cyprinodontiformes; Cyprinodontidae. The record is from RefSeq and is a predicted model, not a curated record.